GCUGGUUGGCUCCCAUCUGGAUGCGCCGGAGUCCGCAGGGCCUGAGGCCCAGGUCCAACCUGGCUUCCCGGGAUGUCGGUGGCCUUCGUACCGGACUGGCUGAAAGGCAAGGCGGAAGUCAAUCAGGAGACGAUCCAGCGGCUCUUGGAGGAGAAUGACCAGCUCAUCCGCUGUAUAGUGGAGUAUCAAAACAAAGGCCGGGCGAAUGAGUGCGUCCAGUACCAGCAUGUGUUACACAGAAAUCUCAUUUAUUUGGCUACCAUUGCAGAUGCCAACCCGACCAGUGCUUCAAAAGCAAUGGAAUAAUCUUUCAAUUGGCUGUCCUGAGGACUUUACUGAGUAUAAUCCAUGUUCUAUGAAGUAAAGACAGGAUCUUUACCAACUGAACUGCUUAAAACUUGAAUGAACCCUCCGUGGCUCUUUUAAAAAUGUGAAAAUGUGAAGAAAGCUACUAAAUGAACUGUAUUCUCAGUGUAAAUAUUUUAAUAAUUAAGCUCCAGAUGUCCUCUUUCCUGAAAUAGGUGUAUUUGGAUAACAGAGAUAUCAUGGGCAUCUUCAAUUCUACUUUUCAGUUUCAGCCUGAAGAGGAAACUGAUUAGGUGGUAGGGAAUCAAGAGGAACUGGUGAGACUCCUGACUGAUGCCCUGCCUAAUGGAUGUGUAAUUGUGUGCUCCCCCUCCUCCAGUUUGUAGCUAUAGACCUGG
This is a messenger RNA of Lontra canadensis (Northern American river otter), 704 nucleotides long. It is a transcript of the gene SS18L2, whose product is annotated as SS18 like 2. Lineage: Eukaryota; Metazoa; Chordata; Mammalia; Carnivora; Mustelidae. Gene Ontology annotation, molecular function: transcription coactivator activity. Gene Ontology annotation, biological process: positive regulation of transcription by RNA polymerase II. The transcript has 3 exons. Bases 73 to 306 code for a protein of 77 amino acids. Gene Ontology annotation, cellular component: nucleus. The record is from RefSeq and is a predicted model, not a curated record.